GCUUGUUCGCUUACCCAUUACAAAGGAAGAAGAAGAAGAUGGGGGAGAUAUGACAGUAAGCUAAUUUGGUAAACAGACAGCUAGCUGGCCCUUAAAAGCUUGGCGUUAAAUAAUGUACCAGUCAAGAUGGGGCAGACCCUGUGUAUUUGCUCCCGUGGCUCCCUCACCAUUGAUAACAAAAAAUAUUACUUUGUCCAGAAACUAGACGAAGGGGGGUUCAGUUAUGUUGACCUGGUAGAGGGGGCAAAGGAUGGGCGCUUCUACGCUCUUAAGAAGAUCCUGUGCCAUGACCGUGAAGGCCGCCAGGAGGCACAGACAGAGAUGGAGAUGCAUCAGAUAUUUAAUCACAACAACAUCUUAAGCCUGGUUGCGCACACCUUUGUUGAUCGUGGAGGCAAGACUGAAGCCUGGUUACUGCUGCCGUAUAUUGGAAAAGGCAGCCUGUGGUCUGUUUUGGAGAAGCUACGGGACAAGGGAAACCUGAUGCCUGAAAAACAGAUUUUGCAAAUCUUUCGUGGUAUCUGCUCUGGACUCAAGGCCAUGCACGAGAAAGGCUAUGCACACAGAGACCUGAAGCCGACAAAUGUGCUUCUGGAUGAGGAUGAUAGACCGCUUUUGAUGGACCUGGGCUCCAUGAACCGUGCCAGGAUUGAGGUUCGAGGAACCAGAGAGGCCAUGACCAUACAGGACUGGGCAGCGCAGCGGUGUACCAUUUCUUACAGGGCUCCUGAACUCUUCAAUGUAGAGAGCCACUGCAUUAUAGAUGAGAGAACUGAUAUCUGGUCACUGGGCUGUGUGCUUUACUGCAUGAUGAUGUUGGAGGGGCCGUAUGACAUGGUAUUUCAGAAGGGAGACAGCGUUGCCCUGGCUGUCCAGAAUCCAGUGACCAUCCCACAGUCGUGCAGUUACUCGGAGGGCCUGAAGAUGCUGCUGAGCUCCAUAAUGAUGUCCAAUCCACAGGAGAGACCCAACAUCCACUGGGUUCUUGACCAGGUACAGGAUCUGCAGAGCUGCAGCCCCAACAUGCAAACCAACAUGGUCUGAUCUUACAUGGUGAACUGGAUGUGGGUGUCCUGGAAACCUUUGCACACAUGAAUGAACAUAUUUUAUUUUUAGCUUGAGAAACUUUUUUCUUUAAUUUAUUGACUUGAAUAUAAAAGUUGGGGCGCUGAUGUUCACUCAGCUCGGGGAGCUCGGCAACAGUUUUAGCCUUUAGUUUGUAUCCUAAGAUCCAGCCUGCCUCUAGCAGUGGACUCCUGUAGUAGUAAUAGACCUGAUCUGAAGAAUCUGAAGGGCCUUAAAUGUGUUUUCAACCUGCAAUAUAGUGCUCUUAGCAAGGUUGAAAUGUGCUUCUAACUCAAACCAGCUUUACUUUGUAGCUUUAAAGGGAUAGUUUGACAUUGUGCAAAAUACCCUUAUUGCUUUCUCCAGGAGCUGCAUGAUCGGACAGAAACCAUUCUCACAUCUGUCCGUUAAAUUUAAAACUGGAGCCAGUCUGUUAGCUCAGCUUUGCUUAAUGACUGUAAAGAGGGCUGAACAGCUAGCCUGAUGCUGUCUGAAUGUAAAACAUCUGCCGACAAGCACUUAACAAACUCCUCAUCAUGUAAUACAUUGUACAUCUGUACAAAAAACUGAAAAUAAUAAUAAUAAUAAUAUAGGCGUUAUUGUAUUUAUUUAUUUUUUCUUCUGUAUGGAUUAAACAAACAAGACAUAGCGGGGUAAUUGGUGAGCUUUAGAUGUGCUGGUAUGCCAGAAUUCCAUAAUUUUAGAUUGAGCGAGGCUAGCUGUUACCCUCUGAUUUCAGUCUCUAUGCUAAUCUUAGCCUAUCCAAUUGUUCUAAUUUCUGAAUAUUAGUUUAAAAAGUGUUUGUCUUAAGUUUGUGUAUUUAAUAAGAAAAAGGGAUGACACAAAAUCUUUGCCAAGCUGUGUGCUGGAUGAAAGCUACCCAGGUUCCAUACGUAUCUGUUUUCAUUCCCUACAAAGACGGAAACAGCCCACUUCCUUUUUAUUUUUUAAAUCUUAAUUCCUGAGUGUUUCUUGUGUUACGCUUGUGUGCUGUUGUCACAAAUAUACAACUUUGCCUUCAGCUUUUCUCCUCACUUUAACUCGUACUGUUUGUUUCCACUGGGACUGGGGCGGAAUGCUCCCCACCUGCAAUGCUGCAUUUAACCACACAGUGGUGCUCCACCAUCACAGACCCCGGCGCCACAUACUGACAUGAAGAUGUUUCUGUCUGUACGGCUGAUGAUGUGUGAAGAGGCUCUUUUGUAAAACACAACAAAGAGUGUAUGUGUACGGGUCAGGUGUUACUGUAACUAUACUUUAGUGAUACAGGAUGAACUUUUAAUCACUUUAAGGAAUUUUCCUUUUUAUUUUUUAUUGGUAAUAUCCACAUUGCAGUUAAACCUUUUCACUGUAUUGUUUAAAAAUAUAUAUUUUCCAUUUCUGCUCUACAUGUGGUAAAUUCUGAGUUUCCUGUCAAGUGUGAAAUGAGGUGUCACUAUUUUGUUCUCUCAGGGUUUACCCAUAUUUUUAAUUGUCUGAAGUAGUCAACCUCUACCUUUUUUUCAAGGACAAGUGUGUAGGACUUAGGGGGAUUUAUUGGCAGAAAUUAAACAUAAUACUUUACUAUAAUGUUUUCAUUACAGUAAAAUCACCUGGGAUUUUUGUGAUAUUUUGAAUGGCACCCUUCAUAUCUACAUAAUAAGGGAUCCUCUUCCACAAAUGUUGCAUUGCCAUAUUUCCACAGUAGGCCUGAACAGAAAACCACCCUUUUUUUUUUCUAGAGGGGGCCUUUCAUGCUUUUAUUUUUCACAGUAGUUCUCCGACAUACUUAAGAGUGGAGAUCUGUUCAGUACCAAUCUGCUGCAACCUCAACACAAGGUGCUUCUAAAUUCUACACACUUGAUCUUUUAAAACUAUCAUUUAAUAAAAUAAUACUUUGGGCAUUUAAGUUGAGGUGGGUGCUUUUGUGGCCCUGUGAUGCAGUGAUAUUGGACCACAUUAGAACAACUAAAAUCCUAAUGCUUUUACAUUACAUUGUUGUAGUGAGAAUUGGCAUAAUGUUUAAAUAUAUAAUCUUUUUAAUAAUCUGUUUGAAAAUGUCGAAAGAUGAUUUUUUUUUUGUUUUAAUAAUAAUACCACACAGGUAGUAAACUAAAGGACCGUUUUUUUUUAACAGUGCUGAUGGAUUCCAUAGAUAUUCAUGGAAAAUUUGUUGAAUUCUGUUUCAUCUCAUUAAUUGCACAGUAAAGGAUAAAUAAUAACACCCAUUUUCAAUUUAAUUUUGUCCUCAAACUGUAUUCUUCACUCUAUACUCUAAAAAGUCAUCAUAAUAAACACAAAAUGUGUUCGGAGAGCAUUGA
Eleginops maclovinus (Patagonian blennie) is the source of this 3365-nucleotide messenger RNA. RefSeq names its product serine/threonine kinase 16 (gene stk16). The record is from RefSeq and is a predicted model, not a curated record. Lineage: Eukaryota; Metazoa; Chordata; Actinopteri; Perciformes; Eleginopidae. Gene Ontology annotation, cellular component: Golgi apparatus; cytoplasm. Gene Ontology annotation, biological process: protein phosphorylation. The transcript is spliced from 8 exons. Gene Ontology annotation, molecular function: ATP binding; protein serine/threonine kinase activity. The coding region runs from base 127 to 1044 and encodes 305 amino acids.